Messenger RNA from Petromyzon marinus (sea lamprey), 5430 nucleotides. The record is from RefSeq and is a predicted model, not a curated record. Lineage: Eukaryota; Metazoa; Chordata; Hyperoartia; Petromyzontiformes; Petromyzontidae.
ACUCGUGGCCCCGCCCCAUAUUACUUAUAGUCCCGCCCCCGCCCCACCCGAGCCACAGAAGUGAGACGGAGCGACCAACAAUGGAGCGAGAGCACAAGAAGGGGACCAUUUCCCACGAGCUGGGGGCGGGAGCGCCGUGCCUCAAGUGCCGGGAGAAGUGUGAUGGCUUCGAGCUGCACUUCUGGAGGAAGAUCUGCCGCAACUGCAAGUGCGGCCUUGAGGAGCAUGACAUCCAGAUGGAGGAGGAGGCGCAGCGCAAGGUGGGGCGGCUGUUUGAGGAUUCGCGCUACGCCGGGGUGGCCGACAGAAUCCGCUCUGACAUGGAGACGCGGCUGCUCGAGCAGCAGCCGCGGAGAGUGGGCGGCCACAACCACCGCAUCGUCUUGGACGACCGCUCCCCCUCCACCCAGCUCUCCUUCAGCUCCCUCUCCAUCGGAUCUUCCUCCAGUUCCUCCUCCAAUUUCGACUCUGGCUUCGACUCCGCUUCGCUCGCAAGCUCCGGCUCGGGAAUGCCCAGGUCUGCCGGCGCUGGUCCCGGAGAUGGAAAGGUCUCCGGUUCUGCUGCCGGUGGAGAACCUGGAUUGCCCCGAGCCCCUGGUUCCGCACCGGAGACCGCGACGGGCCGGGAUUCUAAAACUGGCGGUUCCGUGGGUGGCCCUCCUGGAGGUCCUGGCUCGGUGCAACUUUCUGGGUCGGGUACGGCUCCACCCGCUGCCGGCGUGCCGAGCCGCGUCCCCGGCGCGGCGGGCGCCACGGUGGCCGGGGGGGACGUUCGGAGCGCGGUGGUGCUGGAGUGGGCGCCUCCCGGGCUCGAGAGGGCCGUGGCGCGGCGCUACAUCGAGCUGCUGCCCAGAGACAAGCAGCCCAUCGAGGGCAGCCAGGGCGCCAUGUAUCGGCGCAGGCAGCUGGCCAGGCAGCUCCCAGAGCACGACCAGGACCCCAGCAGGUGCCACGACCUCUCUGCGGCCGAGGUGAAGCAGAUGGAGGAGUUUGUCAAGAAGUACAAGGCGGAGGCGCUGGGUGUCGGGGAUGUUAUGCUGCCCCACCAGGUGCUGCUCAUCCAGGGUGGUGCCGGUGGCGGCUUUACCCAUGGCAUGGGCCCAGGGGCCACAGGCUCUGCGAGUUCAGCGCACGGCAGUGGCGCCGGCGGCGGUGGUCAUACCUCUGCACCGCCGGUCGGUGGCGAGCUCGCCGGAGGAGCGGCCGACAGCCCGUCCCGCAAGAGGGUCACGGCGUCUCUCUUCAUCGCGGGGAGGAAGCCCGGAGCCGGCGCUGCUGACCAAUCGCAAGCGAACAACGAGGGCUUGUCUGGCCAGUCGGGAGCCGCAGGCCUGAAGAGUGGCUCAUGGAACCAGGCAGCAGGUGGAGGGUCAAGCCAGAGGGGUGGUGCUGGUGGUGCUGGUGCCAGCGGUGGUUUUGGUAGUGCCACUGGUGGUGGUGGUGCUGGUGCCGCUGGUGGUGCUGGUGGUGGUGCUGGUGGUGGUGCCGGCGGUGGUGCCGGUUGGGUUGGAGGUUCAGCUGCCUUUGCCCAAGCAGCUGGGGAAGCUUCCGCCGGUGAAAGAGGAGUCGGAGAUGGAGCAGCACAGGCGCAGAGAGACUAUCGCUGCAACCGCUGCAAGCAGCCGAUGCAGCAGGGCGACCCCGCGGUGUUUGCGGAGCGCGCCGGCUCGGAACACCUGUGGCACCCGGGCUGCUUCUGCUGCUCGGCGUGCGAUGAGAUCCUCGUCGACCUCGUCUACUUCUGGAAGCGCGGGAAGCUCUACUGCGGCCGCCACUACUGCGACACGGAGCGGCCCCGCUGUGGAGGCUGCGACGAGUUGAUAUUCUCCAAGGAGUACACGCAGGCGGAGGAGCAGAACUGGCACCUCAAGCACUUCUGCUGCUUCGAGUGUGACUGCGUUCUUGCCGGAGAGAUCUACGUGAUGGAGCAAGAUAAGCCCGUUUGCAAGCCCUGCUACAUGAAGAAAUACGCACGGUCAUGCCAGUCUUGCCAGGGCAGCAUUGAGCCGGAGGCUCAGCGCGUGACGCUGGGGGAGUUCAGCUGGCACGCCGAUCCCACCUGCUUCCUGUGCUCCUGCUGCGGCAUCCCGCUCGUCGGACUGCGCUUCCUGCCGCACCAGGCCAUGAUCUUCUGCUCCGCCGACUGCCGUGGCAAGGUCGUGGGCUGAGCCCCACGGAAGGGCUUUUUUGGAGAGGCCUUCAUUCAGCAUUGGAUCGAUAAUGGGUGACGAUUUUACGUAUCUGUGGGUCGCGUGUUGAGCAUUUCUUCGCUCAAGCUUUCGCCGCACGCGACUGGGGGCGUCUUCGGGGCUCAACACGCGGCCCAACCAAGAAAACCGCACUUGAAUCGUGGCUGAAGUUGGCGAUUUUGGGACGUGUAAUCAAUUUUCGAUUGCCGAGUACUUGAGGCUUUUAGCAGCGGCAUGACGUGACCCCAUGCGUGGCGUUGUCAUGACGCUAACCGUGUGGUGGGAAUGUAAAAAAAGAAUAGUUAAAGGUUAUAAAAUGCACGAUAUGUUGAAUAGUAAUUUUUAGAACUUCAAGUACUUGGUGACCGUAGGUUGAUUACUUUGAAGUCAUCACAGCAAUGUAAAUUACUAAUUACAUAGCGGCGGCUGGGAAAAAUGGAUGAUGUUUUUACGUAUGAGGUGUGGUCAAAAAGCUUGUGAAAAUAAUUUUAUCACAAAUUAAUUGGUGAUACUAUGUCAGUUGUAGUGCUCAAGGAGAGUUAACAGAAAAAAAACAUUUGUCAAAUAACACCGUGUGGGCUUAAUAUGAAAUAUAUAUAAUUGGCGAAGUUUUGGGUAAUGAUCUUCUUCGUGUGCUCUGGCGAAGGGCUUUCGCUGGUAACAUCACCUAUUGUAGAUAUUUUCCUAACAAGGCAGUCUUUUUUUUGUCUUGUACGUAAUAGUUUCUAAUAUGUGGGUCUCCCCUUUCAAAGGCGUCUCUUUUGCUGCACAGCGACUGCCCCAGUUGAACACGGAAUUCUGCGUCGACGUCAUUGCUCGGUCUACACGCGUUAACCCAUCACGUGAUUCCAAACUCGCACUGACGGGACCUGCGGUGCGACUGGCCCCGCCGAAGCACACGACUGCGUUCACACAAUUGAGGAGGUGGUAACGAUGAUGAUCCAGGUUACAUAUUAGCAAGAAGCCCCCAGGCCAUUUAUUUAACUCCCUAUUAUCGUGAUAAAAUGAUUUCGUGAGCUUUUGGAUUAGCCCUCGUGGGUAAAAUGUUAAGUAAUGCCAAGUCAAGUUCUGUGUGGGCAUUGCAUCGCUGCAACUGUUCUGUUUUCUGGGUGAAUGUUCCUGAUCAGUUUUUAUUUUUUUCAUGAACGAGGCGGCGUUGGCUGUGGAUCUGUGGCUAUUGAUGUGUAACCCUUUUUCGGAGCCUACAAAACACGCUGAGGGUUCACGUUUUAGUUCCGGAUGGUCACGGAGCCAGGCUGACACUUUUUUUCCAUUAAGAAGUAAAUCGAACUCGGUUUAUUCAAAUAGGAUAUUUAAAAAAUAAGAUUUAAGCAAAUUUUCAUUUCACAAAAUAGACUUGUUUUUCCUGAGCAGCCACUACUAGUAUCGUCUACUGUCAUUUAGGCACUGCUUUCACAGUAGCCUUGUGAUUACAGCUGUCAGCAAUUGGUUGGAAUGUCACGUGUGUUUUAUUCCUAUUAUUAAUAGGCUAAGCACUUGAGUGCAGUUUUUAAAGGUAAUAAUUAACAUUUUUAUCCUGGUGAUGAUUAGGGUACGGUUUUGUGGGAGCACAUUUACAUUGUUAAACGCAUGACGAAGAUUGAAAACGAUCUUUUAUUAAAAGGCUUUAUGACUCUCAGGGUUCAGAGCGAAUUCGGGAGGCUCGCAGAACCAGACUAAGGCUCUGUAUUUUAAGUGUCGAAUGCUAAUUCCUUCUGCUCAUGAAACCGGAAUAAGGCUCACCGGCGAUCAUUACAGUUUGGUGCCCAAUGCUGAGGUUCACAGGACCAGGCUAAGACUUCCUUCGGGAUCACUAGUUCAUGUUAUUUCCUGAGGCUCACAGGGACCAGAAUCAGGAACCCCAUUAGAUUUAUCAGAGUUCAGCGUGAAAGAUUGUUGGUUGCCCUGUUUCUUUCCCUCUCAAUACUCUUUUUUUUUUUGCUCAUUCGAAAAACGAUGGGUGAAAUGUAUCUUGCGGUUUAUUUUGGUGCACAAACUAGCACGUGUUAGGGGUGUUUUUUUUUACUAUUUUUAAUUUAGCGGUUGUGUAAUUCUACGCGGCGUUGCAUAACUACUGGUUAGCACAUCACUGCUUUACGUUGGUGAAUAAUAAUAAUGGUGUUGGCGUUAUUAGUAAAGACGAGUGAGGGGUGAGGGUGUAAUGUUUGGCUGUCUUGUGAAUGUAAAAAAAGGUCUUCUGUUAUGGUGCACAAAAUUGGAUAGCAAUACACUGGGCAUCAGGUUUCAUUCUUUAAGAAUGUGAAACAAGGAAAGUUCCUCUUUCAUUAUGCACUGUAUCUGCUGAGUUACCGUCAACUGAGUGCCUUCACUGCAACUUGAACAUACCCUAGGCCUUACACGGUUUUGCCUUUGUUUUUUUUAGCACUUGCACGUUUUUGGAGCAAACUAAUUUAAGGUUACGUGUGAAGGUAAUUAAAUGUAAGGGACAAGCUUGUUUCAGAAAUGUUAUUUUUUUUGUUCUUAACAUUCUCGUGCAGGAAAGACAAUCCAGUAAAAAAAGUUAAAUCGCAAAUUGCCAGGCCAUGGUCGUUUACACCUGUGAUUAAUCAUUUUGGUGGAAAAGGUUAGUGUAUCACAUAGAAAUUUGUGAAAUUCAAACCCUCUGGGCUAAAAGGUGGCCAGGCAGUGAAGCAAGCGGUUGGUGUGAGUGUGUGCUUACCAUUGAGUGUUAUCCUGUCGUACACUCUAGGUUUUCUCUGCCACAUACUCCAAAUGCAGGCCCCAUCGUGAACAAUAAUCUUGAUAUUCAGUGAGGCUUUGCUUGAUGAAGAAAAGUAAUAACAUUUUAGCAAUCUCACUGCCUUUGCAAUUUCACUGCUGACUGAAUUACCCUCAUGCCUUGCGGGUAGUGAGGGUUAUCUGUCUGACCCUGCCCAUAAUGUAGCCCAGCCACCUAUAAAACCUGUUUUUAAACGCAACCAGACUCAACUCUGCCUAGCUUAUGACAUCUGACGCCAGAAAUGAAGAUGUCUUCCUGCUCAAAUGACCAAUGAAGGGGGUCGUGCAUCUCCAUCAGCCGCCCUGAACCAGUGAUGGGAAUUCCACGUUCAUGUGACAAAACAUGUCAGGUCCUAGUUUAAAUAACUGGAGUAUGAAUGAAGUGUACUGUAUUGUACUUUAUCACGGACAUGUGCUAUUUGAGGGAUUUCUUUUUUGUCGUCGGGUAUGGCGUUUUAUGUGUGGGUUAUAAAAAAAAUAAAGGUAUGGUUUGAUUUUCAAA